AUGGCCAUCUCCAGACCUGAAGACAUAGUUUAUGGAUACUUGCGCACGCAGGGUGUCGUCUACCAACUUGAGGAACUGGAAACAUCCAUUGGACGCGGGGAAGAGUGCAGCUUGCAGCUGGAUGGUAAGGGAAUCUCUCGGCUUCAUGCGCGCCUGAGUUUCAACGGCAGGCGCCCGCAGCUCCUCGAUCUGGGCUCCAGCAAUGGCACUUUUGUGAAUGGCUUACGGCUGAAACCCAGCAUCCCGCAUGAAUUAAGGCAUGGUGACGUAGUGCGCUUUGCGCAGGCACGAUGUACAUAUAGUUUCGAGUUGCCACCAGAAGCCCAGAGAAGCCCGAAGGUGCCUAAGCAACCUGCCGAGCCACAAUGCGCAGAAGAGGCCCCACGACGCUCCGCUUUGAAAUCGGCUAAGGAAGAAGAGGAAAGCAAGGAGAAGCCAGGCGCCGAAGUUUCUCACGUCGCCGCAUGCGGUGCCGGCGCCGCAGGCGCCGUGCCCUGCGUUAAUGUCUUGCCAGUGCCCUUUCCAGUCAUGCAGCCCCAGCCAAUUCAGCCGAUGCAGCCAAUGCAGAUGUACCCACCAACACACUUCCCACAUCCUCCAGCCGCUUAUCCACAGUCCCUGCUCGAAGCGCAGCCUCCAGACCCUGUUGCACGACCCUUUUAUUCUCAAAGAUGGUCAGCAACUGAUGAAUCACAGCUGCUGCAUAAGCAGGACCUACUACUCCAGAGGCUGUGGAAACUGGAGGAAAAAAUUUCACACCUGGCUGAUGCGAAUCUAGAGGUUUGCCAAAGAGCAAGUCAGGAUCAGCAUGCAGACGCCAGAGAGAGUGACAAAUGUCACGACUCAGGCGAGCAGGUGGACCAGCCGGAGCAGGCUGGAGAAGCGCAUUUGGUGGCGGCCGCUCUCACUGCAGCCUCAGAGCGCCUUGCAAGUAUCGCAGAGCGUCAGGAUACAGGCUCGCCCACAGCAUCUCGAUUCAAAGAUGGCUCUCCGCAAGCUGUUGGUGUUAAGCGAAGGGACGAAAAGCUCGAAAAUGUGCCGGCUCUAAGUAGCGCCAGCAACCUUCCAAGGGAGGCACCCGAGGCCCGCGAUGGACUGAUAGCGGAGAUGCAGCGCACGCUCUCCUUAUACGAGAUGGUGGCAGGUUCCAACCCAGUGUCAACGGAUAUUGGUCAUGCUCCGGACGACUCCAGCUCAUCCUCUGGGUCCGUGCAGAAGCGUCCUAGACCCAUGUUUGAAGGGGCUGUUCCGGAAACUUCUGUCGUUCUAACAGCUAUCCUGUCGGUGCUCGACGAGUUGGCUGGAAUGGGUUAUGCAAAUCCAAACGUGGGGGGGCACCGCAAGUGGAAUGCCUUGGCCAACGAGCGGGCAAGGCUUGCAAAAGAAGAGGCCCUGGAACUGGAGCGAUUAAUGGGGCUGGAAGAGGAGGAAGCUAGUCUCCGUCAAAGCACGGAGGCUGAACUCAGAGAACUCAGUCGGCUGCUAGAAUCUGAUGCUAUUGAGCUUGGGCAGCAUGGGGACCACCCCAUGUUCCAGGACCUGCCGCAAACCAAGAUCACUGCUGAGCAAGCGCAUGGUUUUCUCCAGACUGAGUUGAGCCGCAUGGAGGCUGACAAAGCACGUCUGGAGGCUGAAGCCGCCAGAAUGUCUAGCAAGCUCUUGGAGGCACAGCAAAACUACCGUGAGGAGAAGUUCAAGGCUGACACUGCCUUGAAGUUCUUCGCCAGCGCCGAGGAGCGUGCAGAUGAGAUGCAGGAGUGGCUCUACUCAGGCCGUGCUCAGCGCCUGGCAGCGCUUGAGAGGAUGCAGCGUCUGGCGCAGACCGAGCUGUCUGAAUGGCACAUGGGCAAAAGCAAGGUCUGCUGUGGCGCGCAGGAACAAUCAGGCUUUCGUUGCUGUUUUUAUUGGGCAUUGCAGGGCUGGCCCCAUCGAUUCUGGGGCCACAUUUCCAGAGGGUCCUAG
This is a messenger RNA of Symbiodinium pilosum, 1962 nucleotides long. Lineage: Eukaryota; Dinophyceae; Suessiales; Symbiodiniaceae. The record is from the annotation of a GenBank genome assembly.